AGAAAUCGCCUCUAUUUCACUGAGGUACUGCAGAUAUAUAAGUGAGGUGAUGUCACUACACCAGCUGAUCUUACUGGGCUGUCUGUCUGUGGGACUGGCACAGGAGUUUAUGACACCCACUACUGACAUUGUGGCUGAGCUGAAAGCUCUGAAGGCCAGAGUGGAGAAGCUGGAGAAAGAAAAACAAGAUACACCAAAGGUGGCCUUCACAGCCAGGCUGUUAGAGUCCGGGAAACAACACACUGGUCCAUUCAAUAUCCAUACUACCCUGAUCUACAAGGAUGUGGUCACAAACAUUGGCGCUAACUACAACCCAACCACAGGGAUGUUCACAGCGCCAGUGAAAGGAGUCUACUUCUUCAGCUUCACUAAUUUUGGGUAUAUGAGCAACGGGGCGCAUAUUGGCACAACCCUGUAUAAGAACGAUGAGCACAUAGUUUCUGCAUUCCAGUAUAAAACUGAUAAUACAGAGGAUGUCUCGUCCAGUGCAGCCACACUGGUGCUGGAGGUGGGAGACCAGGUCUAUGUGCGUCUGCCGUCCGGCUUUAAGGUCUAUGACGAUGCGCAUGAUCGCUGCUCCUUCAGUGGCUUCCUGCUCUUCCAGACAGAAGAUGCAUUAAAGCCGUGCAAUAGUGCAGAUCACAGCUGAGCAUUCUGAGGGUGAUUCUGCACAUUUCAGUUUUUCAACAGUUUUUCUGUGUAUUCACAACCUCUGUCAGUGUGUGCACAAUUCUGUACAAAUAUGAGUGUAACGCAAUACCUUCCCGAAGGAUUUUCAGAAAAAUAAUAAAAUAAUUGAUUACAAAAAUGA
Messenger RNA from Megalops cyprinoides (Indo-Pacific tarpon), 811 nucleotides. RefSeq names its product complement C1q-like protein 3. Gene Ontology annotation, molecular function: protein binding. NCBI's taxonomy places the organism in Eukaryota, Metazoa, Chordata, Actinopteri, Elopiformes, Megalopidae. The coding region runs from base 50 to 649 and encodes 199 amino acids. The record is from RefSeq and is a predicted model, not a curated record. The transcript is spliced from 3 exons.